Tyto alba (common barn owl) is the source of this 5605-nucleotide messenger RNA. RefSeq names its product Myb like, SWIRM and MPN domains 1 (gene MYSM1). Lineage: Eukaryota; Metazoa; Chordata; Aves; Strigiformes; Tytonidae. Gene Ontology annotation, molecular function: polyubiquitin modification-dependent protein binding; metallopeptidase activity. The record is from RefSeq and is a predicted model, not a curated record. Gene Ontology annotation, biological process: double-strand break repair. Gene Ontology annotation, cellular component: BRISC complex; BRCA1-A complex. The coding region runs from base 23 to 2512 and encodes 829 amino acids. The transcript has 20 exons.
UCCGCCAGGGGGGGCCGGUGUCAUGGCGGCGGCGGCGGCAGAGGAGCUGGAGGUGGAUAUCGAAGGGGACCCGGUGGCUGCGCCCGGAGAGGCGGCGCCGGGAGAUCGUGAAAACACAGCUUCAAGCUUGCUGCAGGAUCACUACCUUGAUUCAUCUUGGAGAACUGAUCACUGUCUUCCAUGGACAUUGGACAGCAGCAUUAGUGAAGAAAACAGAGCUGUCAUUGAGAAAAUGCUUCUGGAAGAAGAAUAUUAUUUAUCUAAUAAAUCACUUUCUGAAAAAAUAUGGCUCAAUCAAAAGGAAGUGGAAAAAAGAUCUAUGAAAAGCCCAAAUAAGAAAACUGGAAAAGUCAUGGUGCGAUCACCUACAAAAUCAGCUAGCUACCCAUUAAAGUGGACAUCAGAAGAAAAAGAACUGUUUGAACAAGGGCUGGUGAAAUUCGGCCGCCGGUGGACGAAAAUUGCCAAGUUGAUUGGAAGUCGUACUGUUCUACAAGUAAAGAGCUAUGCUCGGCAGUAUUUUAAGAACAAGGCAAAAAAUGGUGAAUCUGAAAAAGAAGAGCAAAGUCAGUGUGGUAGCAGUCUGCCCCUUGAAGAUGGGAUAAGGGCGGAAGCGUGGUCGUCUGGAAACUUGAGAGGACGUGCGGACCCCAAUCUGAAUGCAGUGAAAAUUGAAAAGCUGUCAGAUGAUGAAGAAGUAGACAUAACUGAUGACAUGGAUGAACUACUUUCUCCUACCCUCCAGCAAGAAACUGGAAAAUCUGAAUUACCAGUUAUUUCAAAAAGGCCAGUUGAAGAAACUAAAGCAAUGGAACAUGUGUUUUCAUCUGUCAGACACGGUUCUGCAAUUUCUUUGCCUAAAGAAGGUCCUGAAUUUACCAAUCCAGUGGAUGCAUUAGUAUUUCCAGGUGUGGCAGCAACGUGUUCUCAGCACGUGAAUGGUGAUAAAUUUGUGAACUUAGAUUACCAGCAAUACAGUAAUUUUAUUGAGAAAGCUGAACAAGGCAGAGGAGUCGCCUCUCGUGGUACUAGACAAGUAACUGAUCGGGAGCUUACUGAGGAACAGAGAGACCUGGCUGAUAAUGGAUUGCUUUUUCCUUCUCCCUGCCAAGUGGAUGAAGAUCAUCAAGAAGAAGCGGAGGAGCUUAAGCCACCUGACCAAGAAGUGGAGGUUAACAGAAGCAUCAUUCUGGAAGAAGAAAAGCAAGCUAUUCCUGAAUUUUUUGAAGGGCGCCAGGCCAAAACACCAGAGCGUUAUUUGAAAAUUAGGAAUUAUAUUUUGGACCAAUGGGAGAGGUGUAAACCCAAAUACCUGAAUAAGACUUCAGUGCGUCCAGGCCUUAAGAACUGCGGUGAUGUUAACUGCAUUGGGCGGAUCCACACAUAUUUGGAAUUAAUAGGAGCAAUUAACUUUGGCUGUGAACAGGCUGUUUACAACCGGCCCCAGCCGGCUGAUAAAACACGGUCCAAAGAAGGCAAAGACACGGCGGAAGCGUACCAGCUUGCUCAGCGCUUGCAGUCCAUGCGUACAAGAAGACGGCGAGUGCGAGACCCUUGGGGAAACUGGUGUGAUGCAAAGGAUUUAGAAGGACAGACAUUUGAGCAUCUCUCUGCUGAAGAGUUAGCAAGAAGAAGGGAGGAAGAAAAACUGAAACCUGCAAAAUCUUCUAGAGGUUCAAGACAAAUAAAAAGUUCCUUUGAUCCCUUUCAGCUGAUACCAUGCUGUUUAUUCACUGAAGAAAAAAAGGAACCUUUUCAGGUGAAAGUGUCUUCUGAAGCACUUUUAAUAAUGGACUUGCACUCUCAUGUGUCUAUGGCAGAAGUAAUAGGGCUGCUAGGUGGAAGAUACUCUGAAGCUGAUAAAAUUGUUGAAGUCUGUGCCGCAGAGCCGUGCAAUAGCCUCAGUACGGGCCUGCAGUGCGAGAUGGAUCCGGUGUCGCAGACUCAGGCCUCGGAAACGCUGGCUGCCAGGGGCUACAGGGUUAUUGGGUGGUACCACUCCCACCCGGCCUUCGACCCCAACCCCUCCAUCCGAGAUAUUGACACUCAAGCAAAAUACCAGAGUUAUUUCUCCAGGGGUGGCGCCAUGUUCAUCGGAAUGAUUAUAAGUCCUUACAACCGAAAUAAUCCUCUUCCGUAUUCUCAGACUACUUGUCUAGUAAUUAGUGAUGAGAUCAGUUCUGAUGGUUCCUACCGCCUGCCCUACAAAUUUGAAGUCCAGCAAAUGUUGGAGGAACCUCAGUGGGAAUUAAUAUUUGAAAAAACGAGAUGGAUAAUUGAAAAAUACAGAUUGUGCCAUAGCAGUGUCCCCAUGGAUAAAAUUUUUCAUAGAGAAUCUGACCUGACUUGUUUGCAGAAACUUUUGGAGUGCAUGAGGAAGACUUUGGGCAAGGUAACAAACUGCUUCAUUGCUGAAGAGUUCUUGACUCAGAUAGAAAGCUUAUUCAUUUCCACAUACAAGAGUGAGAAAAAGAGUAAUGCCGAGGAGAAUGAGAAUGAAUGUUCAAAUUAAUUGCCAAUGUGAUGGCUUUAACAAAACAAAAUUAUGGAAUUCUGGUUUUGUUUUUUCAUUUCCUUCCCCUCCUCUCCAUUAUGUCUACUCUUACAGAAAUAUUAUCCAUUUUAAUAGUAACUGUUACAGAAUCUGGUGCCAUCUUAAAGUACAUUUAAACCGUAACAGUGAAAAACUCCUAAUAUGUGUGACCUGCCUACAUGAGGAACACUCAGUACUACCAUUUUGUAAAAAAUGAGUGUCACAGAAUUGAUUGACCAACAGUCUGCCAUUUGGGAAGAAGGACAACCUGGCAAGAAUACCGUGCUUCAGCCUUCAAGCAGGGUUUGUGUCUCUCGUCUUUCAGUUUGGGAAUUUUCUCUUUUUAUUUAUUUACAGGCACACAUCUAACUCGGAAUUAAUUUGUUCCUUAGUGCUUUAGAGAUUGUAAGUUUGAAUGAAAUCACAAAAGAGGAACUUAAGUGAAAAUUCCGUAGCUCAGUGGUUUCAAACUUCCCUGGUAUCCGGUCUGAAGAUUUAUUCAGUUGUAGUUUUAACACAUCAUCUGAUUUUUUUUUUUUUUAAUUUUUUCUAUUUUUUUUUUUCCCUCCCAUUGAUCCCAGUGGUCAAGAAGGUUUUUGGCAUGUUCUUUGCCAUCUUGCUUCUAUAUUGGGGAGGAAAAGCUGGCAAGUUUUCCUGACUUCUUGGUAGUGGUUGUGCUUGUUUCCAGUGGAAAUGAUAACUCCUGUCUUAUUACGGGUUGCAAUCUUUCUGGUCUUCCAUUCUACAGGGAGAUAAUAUGCUGUUCUGCCAGAUCAUUGUGAUUUGUCCACUUCUAAUUGCCACUGUUUCCUGUGGAAACAAGAGCUCUUGAUUGACAGCAGAGUGCAACAGCAGAAAACUAUUUGUCUUUUAAAGAAAAAACCCCACCAACUUUUAUAUUCAGUCUUCUCUAUAAUGUGCAGUUCAAUAAGAAACACACUGGUUUGUAUCAGUUCUUCGGUUAUAAUUUCAUACAAGCAUAUAUUCAGAUAAACUAGUCAUAAACAGAUUGGUCUUGAUUGAAAAGUUUCUUGAUUGCAACUUGGCGAUGCUUCAUGAGCUAUAUCACUGUGAAUCUUUGUAGAAAAAAUGUGCUUUAAAUUUGCUUUCAAAAUCAUAAGGAAACUUGACUUGUAUAUAGAUAUUACUAUUUACACAGAUUUAUCUUGGGCAAAAUUUUGCAGAGGUCUAAAAUAUAUUUGAAAACAUGAAGCAAGUAAAACCUUGAGUUUAUAUCUAGAGGGGUGACAAUGGACUCAAUUCCUAUUUUUUAAAAAAAAUGUAUAUAUCUUAUUCUACAUAACAUAAAUGGAAUUUUAAGAUUUUUAUAUGUUUACAUUUUUAACUUCAGCUUUUUGUUUGUAUAAAGAGUUUGAGAGGCUUUAAAAUUGUUGAGGUGCGCAUCCCAAGGAGGGAACUCCUUUACAGGAAGUUAACAUUUUUUUUAUCACGCCUCAUAAAAUACUCGUCUCUUUUUGUGACAAAGUGGAAGGUGCAGAGCCUGAUCAUGGGAAAAAGUGAGCCCUUGAUACUCAUUGAUUCUCCCUGUGCAGAUGAAGAGCCAAGGACUUAGAAAUAGUGGUGAAUGUUCCAUGCCCUCUCCUCUGUUCAGAUCUGUGGUGGGCAGCUUUAGAUCCCACUAACUGUGUGUAAUUUACAAACUCGGUGUAUCCAGCUGUGUAAGGCAUGUUGACUCAGUCUGCGUAUGUUCUAAAAUGUCAUCUUUGGAACUUCCUAAUUAAAAAUAUUGCAUGGCUUUCUGUAUUUCUAGUCUUAACUACACUUGGUGAGAAAGCAUUCCUUCCCUACCUAGCUGUGGAGUGCUCUGCAGUGUAAGGUAUCUUCUGCAGUUUUGUGUAGGUUACUAUCUAGAGAAAUCACACAGUAUCACUGCCUGUACUGAAAGCUGUAAUUAGUUCUGAUUUGUAGGAAGAGACUUUUGAACCUCUUGUGUAACAGCAAUAUGAAGUAGAUAAUGUUCGUUGUCCACAUACAGUCUGUUCCCAACUGUUUAAGGAUGGAUGUCCGUAUUACCCAAGCAGUGGUAACAGUGUGCUGGCUGCUUCUCUGUUUAAUGAUUAAAAUGAGUUAAAGUAAUACAGUUGUAUUAAUUGGAUUUAACGGUGAUGUUACAUAAGAAAAGUUUUGAGUAAAACAUACUUUAGAAGCAGUUUGUCUGUUAAGGAGAUGGUGCAGUAUUGAGCCUUCGAUAUGCACGAAGACUCCAGAUGUUCUCGGAGUUCAGUAGCAGGGUGGUGUGGGAGGAAAUACAACUGCCAGUACCAAUGUAACUGGUAUUAUCACAGAGUCCUCUGUGAACUGGCAAUACCACCUUUGUGAUGCUAAGUAAUAUUUUGUUGGCAGAGGCCAUGGUAAGAAAAUAACUAACCUACUUCUCAUAAUUGGUGUGGUUAAUAAUCUGAGUUUGGAAGUUGCAUGCUUCUAAAACAGAAAUCUAUUUUACUAAUACUCUGAUUUCUGCUACCAAACACAUAAGGCAUUAAGUAUUUUUAUAGGGAUGCUCUUCCUCUUCCCCCCUCCCACCCCACCUCCAGCAAUUCUUUUUAUGCCAGCUUUGUUCUAGUGUACCUGUUGUGGACUAAUACUCCAUUUCUUUCUGUAAAACCAGCUGUUAUGCCUUCCCAGGUCCUUCCUCAAGAGGUGGGAAUUGGUUGAGUAGCAAGUAGAAUGAUACAACUUAAACUGGAAAACUCAACUUUAAAAAACAACCAAAAACCCCCAAAACCCCUUAAAUGUAACUUUUGGCAAAUACUCUUUAUGGGCAGGUGUUGGCUGAGCCAAGUUUUGCGGUUCAAGUUAGCAGCAGUGCUUCUUCACAGGGGCAUAUGCCUUGUGUUCCGGGGAGGGGAAUGCCCCUUUUUUAAAAAAUAAGUAAUUUUCCCAAAACAAUUCAGCUAAGGAAAACAAAUAACAAUCCCCCAGCCAAAUAAGAAAAUUUCACCCUGUUGCCGUUGGUAUUAAGUACUUUUUUUCCUUUUGCUUGCUGCUUUGAUAUUCCAGACUGAUGGUAUAAAAGAGUCUACUAAUAAAGGCUGUAUAUGCAGUACCUUA